Bolinopsis microptera is the source of this 1128-nucleotide messenger RNA. RefSeq names its product 26S proteasome non-ATPase regulatory subunit 8-like. Gene Ontology annotation, biological process: proteasome-mediated ubiquitin-dependent protein catabolic process. Gene Ontology annotation, cellular component: cytosol; proteasome regulatory particle, lid subcomplex; nucleus. The record is from RefSeq and is a predicted model, not a curated record. NCBI's taxonomy places the organism in Eukaryota, Metazoa, Ctenophora, Tentaculata, Lobata, Bolinopsidae. Bases 24 to 818 code for a protein of 264 amino acids. The transcript is spliced from 6 exons.
AUAACUAAUUACUUGAAUAGAUCAUGUCUAAGCUGCAAGAAACUGUAGAUAUCUACAAGAAGCUGAAGGCUGAAUGGAGUAAGAGACCUUGUGAUCUGAACAAAUGUGGAGGUUAUCUCUCAACCCUCAAGGUGUCUCUAACCCAGCUCUCCUUCCUCCCUACCUCCAACACGUCAGCAUCAACCCCUGAACUUAUCCUGGCUAGAGACAUACUGGAGUUAGGAGCUCAGUGGAGCAUACUCAAGAAGGACAUUCCUUCCUUUGAGAGGUACAUGGCACAGCUGAAAUGCUACUACUUCGACUUUUCCGGCAGUUUAGCAGAAUCCCCGUUUACCUACCAACUGUUGGGACUGAACCUGCUCUGUUUGCUGUCCCAAAACAGAGUGGCCGAGUUCCACACUGAACUAGAGCUGCUUCCUCCUAAAGAGAUUCACAACAACAUUUAUAUAAAGCACCCUAUUGCUUUGGAGCAGUACCUGAUGGAAGGAAGCUACAACAAGGUGUUCCUAGCCCGGUUCAACGUUCCAGCAGAGUCCUAUCUCUUCUUUAUAGACAUCCUUCUGGACACCAUCCGAGAACAGAUCGCCUCCUGUAUCUCUGCUAGCUACAACUCCGUGACAGUGGCUGAGGCGACCAAGCUGCUGUUCUGUGAUAACCAGAGCAAGACGAAGCAGUUUGCAGAUAAGCAGGGCUGGGAGGGGGAUGGGAAAGUGUACAGGUUCUCCAAGACAGAUAAAGGUGAUGAUAGAUGUGUGCCUAUUACCACGGUUACACAACAUCUCCUGGAGUACGCUAAGGAGCUGGAGAUGAUUGUUUAAAUAACCAGAACUAAUAAUUAACUCCUGGAUUUGAUGGUUAUAAUCUAGAAAUAGCAAAGGAAAUGUUUUCUAAUGUAUCAUUACUCCGUGAGAGAGUGAACAUUUUAUAGUUCUUUGAGUUUGUCCUCAAACUUCUGUGCCUGGAGCAUCUUUGAAAAUGUAGGUUCUGCGCAACUGAUAUUUGUAUUUGUUGGAAUUUCAUAAAGUUAUCAAAUCUAGCAUAUUGGUGACAUGUUUAACGAUAAGUUUUAUCCCAAUUAAUCGGGUUAAGCCUAUUCAAUAGAUCAACUUAUUUAGUUGUGUUUAUUCA